AUGGCCACAGAACAGGUAAGCGGGCACCAUGGACCAGACCCAGCCCCUUGCCCCCAGAAGCCCUCUGUGGGGGUUGUGGCUCCCACGAGUGGUGCUGAGGGGCAACCCUUGACCAGGAGGAGGAGCAAGAGGGAGAAAGGUGCUGGCAACUCUUGGGAACAGACCCCCAUCCAGGGCCCUGAGGCUCCAGGGAACAGCAAGAACCCCUCCAAGCCAGGAGAAGGUCAGGAGGAGCCAGCCCCUGUGCCAGCCUCUCGUCGUCGCCAGUCCCACCGGCAUUGUCCCGCUCCCCACCACGCUGCUCAGAAGAUAUAUGGGCCCCUGCUCAACCGCACCUUCGGGAAGGACCGUGAACUGGGCCCGGAGGAGCUGGAUGAGCUUCAUGCUGCCUUCGAGGAGUUUGACACUGACCGUGAUGGCUACAUUGGCUACCGGGAUCUGGGCACCUGCAUGAGGACACUGGGCUACAUGCCAACGGAAAUGGAGCUCAUUGAGGUCUCACAGCACGUCAAAAUGCGAAUGGGUGGCCGCAUGGACUUUGAGGAAUUUGUGGAACUAAUGGGCCCAAAGCUGAAGGAGGAGACGGCGCACAUGUUGGGGGUGCGAGAGCUGUGCAUCGCCUUUCGAGAGUUUGACAGGGACAGGGAUGGACGCAUCACAGUGGCAGAGCUGCGACAGGCAGCACCUGCUCUGCUGGGAGAGCCGCUGGUGGGCCCUGAAUUGGAUGAGAUGCUCAGAGACGUGGACCUCAAUGGGGACGGCGCUGUGGACUUCGAUGAGUUUGUGAUGAUGCUUUCCACCCACUGAGGCUCCAGAAGGGAGACUGCAUUGCCCUUCUGGCCCCAGACUGGCAGGGUUCAUGCUGCAUACCCUCCCAACAAGGCCCCAGGAUGGGAGAGACCAGGCUUCUUCUGCCCCUGACAACACCUGGCCGGAGAGUUGGCUUGUGAUGUCACCUGCCCACCCUCAUCUUCACCUCCCUCCCACCCAAGCUGCCUGGAGAAAACCUGACCAUCAUUCCCCAGUGUGAGCAAGAUUUGGAUCUCUCUAGCCCCUUGGGAGGUAGGGAGCUCCCUGGCACUGGCAGCAUUCAAAGAUGGGGCAGUUUUGGGAGUUGAUUAAGAGGGUGGCUGGACGUCUCCCACUACUUAUGUGUAGAAAUUAAAAAAAAAAAAAGCUGAACUUGAAAGAAAGAAAGGGAUGACCUAGGUACCAAAGACAAAGAGGGAACUCCAAGCUGGAUGGUGGUGGGGAGCAGACACAGUAGGGGCUUCAGACCUGUAGGUUCAAGAGCCUGGGCUCUGACACCAGGAGUGACAAAAGACCUGUAAGAGGGUGGGGAGCAAGACAUGACCCUGAGUACAUUCCAGGGUCUCAAGGGGUACCCUGUUCUUGGAAAGGGAACCAAAAUAUAACUCCAUCCACCAGCCUGAGGAAUUGGCAAGGAUACAGAUAUCCAGGGCCUUGAGUGGUAAAAGUUACCCUAGCGAACCAAAAAUUCAGGCCUGCACAUCAAGCAAGAGUGAGAUCUAUCUCCAUGGUAUGAAAAGCUGGAGAAAUAGGAAAAACCUGCUGAGAAGGGCACGCUUUCAAAUCAGGGCACAUGGGACUCACACACACACACACACACACACACACACCUGUCACUUCUGAAGAUGAACUCAUGACAAACAAAUCACAAAUCACAUAAGGAAACAAGUCACUCUGAGAGAGAAUAGGCAGAUGCAACAAACAGGAGAAUUGGCACCCCAAAGUGUAAAUAAUAGAACCAUCUAAAAGAGACCAUAAAGUAAAUGCAAAAAAAAAAAAAAAAAAAAAAAAAAAGGAUGACACAAAAGAAGGAAGAGAGGAGCCCAAUAUGCAAUAACAGGAUGGUAUUAAAACUGAACAGGGAGAUUAAAAAAAAAAAAGUAGCACAACACAACUUCUAAAAAUAAAGGAGAUAGCCAUUGGAAUGAAAAAUAUCCAUGGAUAAUUUAAACAGCAGAUUAGAAAUAAUGUAAGAGAAGAUUAAUAAACUGGAAGCUAUUAUCUGAGAAAUCACCCAUAAGGUAGUACUGAGGGAUAAAAAGAGGGAAAAUAUUAAAGGGUAGUUGAAAGUCAUCAGGAUUCUCAGAAGGAGAAAAUAUAGAGAAUGGACAUGAGGCCAUAUUUAAAGAGAUGAUGGCAAAAAUUUUCCCUAAAGACGUCCAUAAAGCCAAGUGCCCAGACUGAAGGGGCACGUUGGAGCCAGAGAAAGAUAAAUAAAAAUAAAUGUAUAUCUAGAUGCAUCCCAGUGAAACUGCAGAAUACAAAAGGAAAGUGAAAGGGUUUCCCACACAGUCUUGUUGAAAGGAUGGCUACAGUAAGAAGGAAAUUCAAUCCAGAAAUUCAAGUCAGAGUAUGUACUAAAUAAUAGUCAGGAAAGAAACCAGUAAGCACAUUGGUAGAUCUAAAGAUGCAUUUACUGUAAAAAAAAAAUAAUAAUUUGGGGGAUUUUAAAAACAAGGAGGGUCUAAAAUAAUAGACAAAAACAAAAUGAAGGUGGGAGGGGAUGCUUUAGACAUACUGAAAUCUUUUUUUCUUGUUUUUCCUAGAGGAGGAUAGAUGAAUUGAUUAACUUUAGACUUUUUAAAACUAUUUAAGGGUAACUACUAAUAUAAUAUAAAUAGAGAGAAUGUUCCAUUUAAUAGUGAAAUCAAUAGAAGAGGAAAAGGGGGAAGUGGAGAAUUCUUGGUUAAGCCAGUAGCAGGCUGGGAAAGAGGGGGAAAAAGCAAAGAAAAACAAAGCCCAUAGAAAACAUUAAAACAGAAGGUAGAAGUAAUCCUAAAAAACCAAAAAUUACAAUAAAUAUAAACAGAUUAAGUUUUUCAGUUAAAAGUCUGAGUCUCAGUCCCCGAAGAAAGUAUCAAUAUUAGAUAGGGUGCCUUGUGAGUGACAGAGACCCAAAAUAAUACCUUAAACUGGAUAGAACUUUAUUUCCCCCACAGGAAGUCUUAGCUUCUUAGGUGAAAUCCAGCUGUAUGGUCUUCAGGGACCCAGGCUCCUUCUGCUGUAUUCUCUGCCAUUCCUAGAGUAUGCCCACAUUUUUUUGUUUUCCAGGAGGCAGGAUGGAGGCAGGAACAAAGGAGAAAGGGGGCAAAGAGCACGAGCCACAUAAUCAUACCCCAUUGGCAGGGCUCCUUGCCUGGCACACCUAGCUGCAAAGGAUGCUAGGAAAUGCAAUCCUUAUUUUGGGUGGCCAUGUGCCCAGUGAAAAACCAGAGGUUCUACAACUACAACGGCAGAGGGCAGAUAUCAAAGGGCAACUAUCAGGCUCUUCCCCACAGCUGAGUGCAGGAUAUGAGUCAUGUUCAAAGCAUAAUGACAAUGGAAAGGCUGAAAGUGAUGGCUUGAAAAAAAGAUUUACUAGGAGAAAUGAAACCAAAAGAAAGUUAUGAGCUAUGAAGCAAACAGCAUUAGAGUCACAAGUCACUAAGGAAAUCUAAUGUUCCUAAUGUAUGCAACUAUUAAUGUGUUUUCCAACUAAAAACAAAUUCUAUUUAGAGUUUAGAUAUUCAUUAUUCCCUGAGUAUAGUGUUGCUGCCAAUCCAACUUGGAUGCCAUAGAUUAACCAGUAAAAUCAAUCACAUUAAAACUUUAAACAUUUCGAUUCAGGGUUCUGUCAAAGUAUAUAGCCCAAGUGUUGGCAAAUGUUUCCUGUAAAGGGCGGUAAAGAUUUCAGGCUCUGAUGACCAUGUGUUCUCUACUGCAGCUGUGUAGUUUGUGUCUCCAAGAAGCUGGGGUCAACAUGUAAACAAUGGGUCUGGCUGUGUUGGAACUUUAAUAAAGAAGAAUGAAUUAAGGUUGAUUUAUUGACACUGAAGUUUGAAUUUUAUAAACUUUCAUGUGUCACAAAAUCUUAUUAUUCUUUGACUUUUCCCAACCAUUACUAAAAUGUGAAAACUAUUCUUAGCUUGGGGGCCCUGUUGGGCCUGUGGGCGAUAGCUUGCUGACUUCCGAUAGCCUUUUAAUAGGGAGAGUCACAACUUCUGGGACCACUUUAAGAUUGUUGAAUGACAAAGUUACCAGCAUAGUAGCAAA
Molecule: messenger RNA, 4062 nt
Organism: Rhinolophus ferrumequinum (greater horseshoe bat)
Lineage: Eukaryota; Metazoa; Chordata; Mammalia; Chiroptera; Rhinolophidae
Gene: CABP4
Product: calcium binding protein 4
Exons: 6
Coding region: 1-807 (268 amino acids)
Molecular function (GO): calcium ion binding
Source: RefSeq, a predicted model, not a curated record